CAGCAGAAGGAUACCAUGAGGACCGUGGUCCUGCUGGCCCUGCUGAGCCAACUCGCCCUGAUCCACAGCCACGUCCUGGGAAGAGGCUCCUCCCCCGGGGAGCUGGCCCAGAUCAAGGCUCUACUGGAGCGCUUGGAGGACUCUCUGGCCCAGGCGGCCCAGGAAGAGGCCUCUGAAGCCGACUACGAAGGGACCAACCGGGACCCUGAGGACAGCCCGGCCGGCAGGGGAUGGACCCUGGACCCGGAGGGGAACCGAGAGCCCUCCGGACCAGAACCGCCUCCAGGACUCGGCGGCAGGACUCUGAGCCAGAGGAGCCGCCUGCAGGACCUGCUGCUGACAGCCAGGAGGCAGACCUCCUCCGGCUGCUUCGGGGCCCGCAUGGACCGCAUCGGGAACGCCAGCGGCCUGGGCUGCAACACCGGGAGAGGGUAGCCGCCAGCCUCCAGGUCAAAGGUCAAAGGUGGAUUAGAGUUUGAUCUCCAACUGAAGGAACAACACUGAGAUGCACACGUGUGGUUUUACAUGAGUCACAGCUCAGCUGUGUGAAUAUCUAUCUAUACAUCUAAAUAUAUCAAUAUCUAUGUAACACAUUCUCACUAUACCCUGUGUAACAAUAAAGACCUCAAGGAGAUGCUUUAACUACUGAUGUGUUUAUUGUUGAUAACAAAUAAAUAAAUAAAUAAACUUUUUUCAAACCAAGAA
This is a messenger RNA of Pseudoliparis swirei, 705 nucleotides long. It is a transcript of the gene nppa, whose product is annotated as natriuretic peptide A. Gene Ontology annotation, molecular function: hormone receptor binding; hormone activity. NCBI's taxonomy places the organism in Eukaryota, Metazoa, Chordata, Actinopteri, Perciformes, Liparidae. The transcript is spliced from 3 exons. Gene Ontology annotation, cellular component: nucleus; extracellular region; cytoplasm. The coding region runs from base 16 to 435 and encodes 139 amino acids. The record is from RefSeq and is a predicted model, not a curated record. Gene Ontology annotation, biological process: neuropeptide signaling pathway; negative regulation of systemic arterial blood pressure; receptor guanylyl cyclase signaling pathway.